UCGAGCCCUCGACUCUGUUCCUCGUACCUUCGAUCCAUGUAAUUACCAAAAAGCCACCGCCUCUCUCUCUCUCUUCGCCGAAGCCCCAUCAUGCAAUCCCCCACCCUCUUCUUCUCCGCCAAGCCCCUCUCCCCUUCUCUAGCUCCUCGCGUCAAGGCUCUGUACACCGCGAAUCCGCCGCCUUCCACCGCCGUCCGCAACGACCCCAACUCCAUGGCGGCUUCAGGUCCCAAGUGGGCCCAGAAGACCAUCACCCUGCCUCCCCAGAGGCGGGGCUGUCACCUUGUCACUCCUAAGAUUUUGAAGGAAAUUGGACAAGACUUGUCAGAUUUCAAGUGUGGCCUGGCACAUCUCUUCCUACAGCACACAAGUGCAUCUCUUACCAUCAAUGAGAAUUACGACUCAGAUGUUAGGGAUGAUAUGGAGACAUUUCUCAACAAGAUAGUCCCUGAGGGUAGAUCCGCACCUUGGAAGCAUACAAUUGAGGGUCCUGAUGACAUGCCAGCUCAUAUAAAAUCUUCCAUGUUUGGCUGUAGCCUCACGAUACCAAUUACAAAUGGGAAGCUUAACAUGGGAACCUGGCAGGGAAUAUGGCUUUGUGAGCAUCGAGACGUUGCCACUGCCCGGACUGUGGUAGUGACCCUUAAUGGAAUAUGAGAUGGCUUGAUUUAGCGAUCGGUUUUUGCCCUGAUCUGUGAAAAGUAAACCGAAAGAGGGAUGGAGUUCUUGCUUGAUGUCUAUGUUGAUUGCUAAAUGUAAUGACCGCUUUGUGACUUGUACUGCGAUGGCUAUGGUGGCAUGUGUCAUGAUCUUCAGUGUGUGCAAGAAAUGAGCAAUUUGACAUGGGGGGAUGGUGAUGCAUUUGCUCGGAUGAUCAUGCUGUCAAUGAACGAGAAUGUGGCAUAGCUAUGUACUGUUGUUACUGAGUUAAGACUCCGUUGAAAUGUCCUCUC
Rhodamnia argentea is the source of this 953-nucleotide messenger RNA. RefSeq names its product UPF0047 protein YjbQ. The transcript is spliced from 7 exons. Bases 91 to 657 code for a protein of 188 amino acids. Lineage: Eukaryota; Viridiplantae; Streptophyta; Magnoliopsida; Myrtales; Myrtaceae. The record is from RefSeq and is a predicted model, not a curated record.